Messenger RNA from Patiria miniata (bat star), 1465 nucleotides. It is a transcript of the gene atp5pd, whose product is annotated as ATP synthase subunit d, mitochondrial-like. Gene Ontology annotation, biological process: proton motive force-driven ATP synthesis. The coding region runs from base 90 to 572 and encodes 160 amino acids. Gene Ontology annotation, molecular function: proton transmembrane transporter activity. The transcript is spliced from 5 exons. The record is from RefSeq and is a predicted model, not a curated record. NCBI's taxonomy places the organism in Eukaryota, Metazoa, Echinodermata, Asteroidea, Valvatida, Asterinidae.
UGAUACCAAGAAAGGGUCAUCGGCAUCCGCCAUUUUGUUCGCCGGCCGGGUAGAUUUUGAGACACCGAGAUUGUGUAAGAAAUCUCGAAAUGGCAGCGCGGAGAGUUGGUCAAAAGGCCAUUGAUUGGGCUGCAUUUGCGGAGAGAGUACCACCGAAUCAAAAAUCACAGUUCAAUGCUUUGAAAUCCAAGGCUGAUGCUUUAACAUCAAGGCUAAUGUCAAUGCCUGAGCAGCCAAAAGCGAUUGACUGGGCGCACUACAAGAAAGCCGUCCCCGUUGCCGGCCUUGUGGACAAGUUUCAAAAGCAGUUUGAUGAGGUGAAAGUACCCUACCCUCUGGAUACAGCCUCUGCCAAGAUCGAGCAGCAGUCCAAAGAAAUGGACACCAUGUCAGCUGAUUUCAAGAAGGGGUCUGAGCAACGCAUCGGACAGUAUGAAAAAGAGAUCCUCAAAUUCAAGACCAUGAUCCCCUUCGAGGAGAUGACCGUGGAGGAACAGGAGGAGUACUUCCCACAGAUGGAAGAGCGGAAGAAGAAGUACCCGUGGUGGCCCCACUACCCAGUCUGGGAGUAGAGGCUAGGCUCAGGGGGUACCGACACGCCCACCUCACAGGGUUCAUGGGGUCCUUUGGGCUCACGGGUUGGCAAAUAAAUAUUGAUUUAGGAAGUGGUUGCAGUGAUGAUGAUUGCCAUAACACGCUUGUUACAUCUGAAAGAUCAGUCUUAAUUGAGACCGUUCCAAAACUUUCAGUUUUAUUUAAAAGGGAACCGUGCUGGUCUCCAUUGGAACAGCCUGGGAAUGCUUGGGCCAGUUUUCAUGGAGGUGGUAAGCAGCAAAAGGUUACGGGAAUUUUGAUGUGCUAAGCAUAUUUAGCGGGGAACCAGUCAUAGCAAUAUACAUCACAUAGUUUGGCUGGUAGCCUACGACAGUCACAUGAUUGUCACAUGAUCGCUGUUACCUUUCGAAGUUGAUUGUUUAAACAAAGCUAUAAUCCACACACAACACAUUGGAAACUUUGUAACUUAAAGUGAACACAAGACUUACUUUCUGGUGUGUGAUGUAUUCUUUUAAAUGAACACCAGUUUUCAGUUUUCUAAAUACUAGAAAUAUUUUUGUCCCCUUCAAAAAGUCCAAUUUCAAACAAGAAAAACAUCAGGUAUUUAUCAGGACAAACCCUGUGAGUAUAGCGUUAUUUCAUUGAUUCAAAUUUGAGUUAGUUUUCUAAAGAGAGUUUUUAGAUUAAUCCCACAGAGUGAUUGAACUUAAAGUGUGCAUGUCCACAAUAUCAACAGAUUAAACAAAGAUUUUGAACUUUGCCAGAUAUGGAUAACGUUCUUCAACAGAAAGCCACCAAAUUGAAGUUGCUAAAGUUAGUUUCAUUGUGUGAAAUUCAUAGGCGAACUUUCAACAAAAUGGAGUUUAUUAGUUUUAGUGUGAAUAAAUACAUGAAUUAAUUUUUUGAAUUG